Parnassius mnemosyne (clouded apollo) is the source of this 360-nucleotide messenger RNA. Lineage: Eukaryota; Metazoa; Arthropoda; Insecta; Lepidoptera; Papilionidae. The record is from the annotation of a GenBank genome assembly.
AUGAUGAGCACGCGACUUCUGGCGACAAUUGGCGUUCUGCUGACGCUGGUUGCUGCAGGAAGCAGCAUCAAAUGCUGGCAGUGUGGACAGUACAGCGAUGGCGUUGGAUCCAUAACGCCUUGUAACAACAAAAGCGCCACCCGUCUGGCAGAAUGCCCGCCAGCGGCGAAGUAUUGUAUUAAAUACGUAAGCGAGUUGACUGUUGUACGAGAUUGUGUACCAACGUGCACAGAAAAAGAAUGGUGGGGCGCUCGAACCUUCUGCUGUGAAUCUGAUGAGUGUAAUUCUGCGUUUACACAAAUGCCAACAACUGUCACCAUUGUUGCAGUUAUCACAUUAGUACUAGCAAUUGCACGCUGA